This is a messenger RNA of Eucalyptus grandis, 753 nucleotides long. RefSeq names its product caffeic acid 3-O-methyltransferase 1-like. The transcript is spliced from 3 exons. Gene Ontology annotation, biological process: methylation. NCBI's taxonomy places the organism in Eukaryota, Viridiplantae, Streptophyta, Magnoliopsida, Myrtales, Myrtaceae. Bases 28 to 558 code for a protein of 176 amino acids. The record is from RefSeq and is a predicted model, not a curated record. Gene Ontology annotation, molecular function: S-adenosylmethionine-dependent methyltransferase activity; O-methyltransferase activity.
GGCGAUGGCCGCUCGACGACAAUAGUCAUGAGAAAAAUUCUCGAAAUUUAUCAAGGUUUUGAAGGUUUGACAACAUUAGUCGACGUGGCUGGAGGAACCGGCAAGUGCCUCAAUAUGAUCAUCUCCAAGUACCCUUCUAUCAAGGGCAUCAACUUUGAUUUGCCCCAUGUAAUAGAAAGUGCACCUUCUUAUUCCGGGAUCCAGCAUGUCGGCGGGAGUAUGUUCUCCACCAUUCCAAAGGCAGACGCCAUCAUGAUCAAGGAUACCUUGCAUAAUUGGACCGAUGAGAACUGCAUCAAAAUAUUGAAGAACUGCUACGAGGCAUUGUCGAGUAAAGGUAAAGCGAUAGUGAUAGGUGUGGUGUUGCCGGAGGACCCGGAAACAAGUGCGGCGUCGCUGUACGCCUCGACACUCGAUAACACCAUGUUGAUGCAACCAGGAGGCCAAGAGAGAACGGAGAGGGAAUUCCGGGCCUUGUCCAAAGCUGCCGGUUUCUCCGAGUUGAAAGUCGCUUGUGUCGCUAGUAAUCUUUGGACGGUCAUGGAGUUAUACAAGUGAGAGACUAUCUUUGUGUGUAUCAAAUUUGUUGGGAGUUUGCUUCCAGGAAUAUAUAUAUUUAUAAAAUAUUAUAGGUGAUCUACAUGAAGUUGCCCAAUUUCUUGUUAUUCGAAUGAGUAGCUAGUAAACAUCCUUUGUAUGUACCCGUACAAUCAUUCCGGAUGUAGAAAAGAAUAGGUCGUGCUUUUUCCACUC